AUGCAUCUACAUCUUACAUCUCUUUUACCUUUCCCUUUGCUCCCGUCACUUGUUACGGCCCUUCUCAACUGCCGUCCCGAUGGCCCUGUUCUUCCAAAGCCAACCUCUCUUCAAAAGUCGCCCGUUUUCGAAUCAGCAGCCGCUAAUCUCACCAACACCCUCAAUGAUGCAAUCAAUGGCAGCAUCGCAGCCGGAUGGGCUGUUGAAAAUGUGUCCUUCUCGCUGGCCGUCGUCUCCCUCGACCAGGCAGACCCCGGCAUCCCCAUCUGGGAGUUCCACCACCAGGCGAAAACCAGUGUCAAUGGCACAAAGAAAAUAGACCGAGAUUCGCAAUAUCUCAUCGCAUCUAUAAGUAAAGUCUUGACAGUCUACAUUCUGUUGAUGAGCGAUGUGAAUAUCGAUGAUCCGGUAACAGAAUUCUUGCCUGAGCUCGGAAACAACAGUUCUACAAUGCAGUGGCAAAGCAUAACGCUACGGAUGCUGGCUUCACAUCUUGCAGGAGUGCCGGCAAAUGAUGGAUUCUCCGAGUAUUACUACUUGAAAGAUCUUUUCUUGUCACAUGGCUUCCCGCCUAUUGGUGACUCUGAUUACCCGCAGUGUGAAGUCAUCGGACUCAACAAUGCCUGCAGCAAACAAGGUAGAAGAAUUCGCCCAACGGUCUUUGGCGCACGUCCAAUUACAGUACCAAUGGAGCGACCUGCUUACUCGAACGCUGCCUUCAAUGUCUUGGCCAUGGCACUGGAGGCCGCAACGGGCAAAAACUAUACGCAGAUGGUAAAGGAAAUGUUCUCAACGAAUCUCGGUAUGAAGGACACUCUCCCUUCGCCUGGUUGUGAUAACAAAGCUGUCAUUCCCUCUGUGGAAAGCAACUGGGGUACAGAUUUCGGCUAUAGUGCUCCUUCAGGUGGUCUUGUUUCUACUACUUCGGAUCUAUCGAAAUUCACGCACAGACUUCUCGCCCGCUCUCUGGGUCUCAGUCCGACCCAAACCCGGCAAUGGCUCAAACCAGACGCAUUUGGCGGGAGCACAUCUACUGCAGUUGGCAUGCCGUGGGAGAUUUUCCGACCAGCUGACCUUGUUCCUAAACAUCCUCAUCCGAUUACAAUCUACGAUAAAAAUGGCGGUGCUCUGGGGUAUCGCAGUCAGAUAUCGGUGCUUGACGAAUACGGCAUCGCGCUCAUCGUUCUGUCGGCCGGCGCAAUGAACGCACAGCCGUUACUCACAGACGCCAUGCUUGCACAAUUUGUUCCCGCCAUAGACGAGGUAUCCAGAAAGCAGGCCGACCAUGACUACGCACGCAACUUUGGCAGAAACUGCAAUGGUGGAAAUAGCAGCGUUAUAGCCAACAUCACCUUCAAACAAGAUAUAGACUCACUCACCGUCUCUUCUUUUCACCUCAAUGGCUCAGACAUGCUCGCAUCGAUACCAGACAUGUGGAAUCUGACUAUGGGACAAUACUCUUCUCCCGUGGGGCCGAAAUUACGCCUCUUUCCUUCAGACAUGGUCAAGCAAACAAAAGUACAGCAUGAGACGUUGACGAGCGAAAUGUGGCUCCUAUGGCCCGAGUUGAUUGAUGGAGAACGCUCGGACCUACCUGGUGCUGGACUGGAACAUGCGAAUUGCAUGACUUGGGCCAUCGGAGAUUGGGUCCAUUAUGGAGGUCAGCCGAUCGAUAGGGUCCUGUUUUAUAGGGAUGAGAAUGGCAAGGUUGUUGGCUUUGAGGCGCCCUUCUUACGAACAGGCAUUUUGCGGCCUUGA
Beauveria bassiana ARSEF 2860 is the source of this 1758-nucleotide messenger RNA. Its product is annotated as Beta-lactamase-type transpeptidase. The record is from RefSeq and is a predicted model, not a curated record. The coding region runs from base 1 to 1758 and encodes 585 amino acids. The transcript is spliced from 4 exons. Lineage: Eukaryota; Fungi; Ascomycota; Sordariomycetes; Hypocreales; Cordycipitaceae.